Messenger RNA from Lodderomyces orthopsilosis Co 90-125, 2235 nucleotides. RefSeq names its product trehalose 6-phosphate synthase/phosphatase complex subunit (gene TPS3). Gene Ontology annotation, cellular component: alpha,alpha-trehalose-phosphate synthase complex (UDP-forming); cytosol. Gene Ontology annotation, biological process: trehalose biosynthetic process. The coding region runs from base 1 to 2235 and encodes 744 amino acids. Gene Ontology annotation, molecular function: catalytic activity. The transcript has 2 exons. The record is from RefSeq and is a predicted model, not a curated record. NCBI's taxonomy places the organism in Eukaryota, Fungi, Ascomycota, Pichiomycetes, Serinales, Debaryomycetaceae.
AUGACUAUUAUUGUUGGAUCAUUGUUCCUCCCAUAUACCGUCCACUUUGAGAUUGACAGGAACCAUUAUGAAUUUUUACAAAAGGAGGAUAGUGCAAAGCUUGAAACGAUUAGAAUUUCAGGUGGCCAAGAUGACAACACAAUCCCACCAUCACUUACUGCAUCGCAACCGCAUCUAUUGAACAACCUGUCUUCAGUAUCAAUCUUACAUCCCAACAAUGUGACCAACUCAUCAACACGAUCAGAAACACCAGAUGAGUUUUUUUACAAUAAGCGUAACCCGAGGUCACAACGUGAAGGUGUUCCGGACUCCUAUCCUGCGUCACCGGCACUUCACUACAUCCAACCAAAACCUCGUGUGGGGAACAAAAUCGAAAGCUCAAUUCUUGACCCAAAAAAGCAAACAGAUCCAUACAACUCGACUGGUUUGAAAAUCAACAGAUCCCUGACCAACUUGUCCAUUUCAACACCAAACUUGUCAAGACCCCAAAAUAUUAGAGCUGGAUCACAUUCAAAAUUGCACAAUGAAGUGACUUUGGGACUGAGACCACACCAAUACUGCGGCUUCACUAUUCAAGGAAACAAUAGUUUAAAUUCAUUGGUUUCGGAAGAGACGCCAAGUGGUGUCAAUAACUCAGCAAUGAUUCCUUCAUCAUUUGAAGAUGAAGACGAGGACGGAUUGAUUGGCUUUGAAAAGAAUUACAAUAAUUCAGUGUCACACAAUAGAGGAUUAGCUCCAUAUGGAGGGUUUUCUAAACCACACAUUGAGAAAUACUUUUGGGACGAUGAUAUAUUCAAUAUCGCGCCAUGGUCUGUAGUCCCUUCAGAAAGCGGGAAUGGAUCUUUGAACAAAGCUAUAGACUUAUCUGUGAAAGAGGGGAUCUUGCAACAAAACAAAUGGGUUGGGAUUAUUGCCAUGCCUAGUGAUACAAUCUCAGAAAAAAUUAGACAAGAUAUUGCAUCAAAAUUAGAUUCAGAGUACAAUUGUGAAGCCGUGUUUCCUGAUGACAUUACUUUUGAAGGCCACUACAAAUCAUUCUGCAAGCAGAUUUUGUGGCCAACAUUGCACUACCAAAUCCCCGAUGAUCCAAAGUCAAAGGCAUUCGAAGAUCACUCUUGGGGCCACUAUGUGUUGAUGAAUCAAUUAGUUGCUGACAAAUUAGUUGAAACAUUUGUGGCAACAAAUGGAGAUUGCAACUUCGAUGACUCAGAGAAUGUGAUCUGGGUUCAUGACUACCACUUGUUGUUGGUGCCAAGAAUGGUGAGAGAAAAGUUACCAAAGGUAAAAAUCGGGUUCUUUUUGCAUGUAUCGUUUCCUUCUUCUGAAGUAUUUCGCUGUUUGGCACAAAGAACUGAGUUGUUGGAAGGAAUGUUGGGUGCUGAUGUCAUCUCCUUCCAAACCAAUGAGUAUGUUCGUCAUUUCAAGCAAACAUGCAACAAGAUUCUUAAAGCUGAAGUGACUGAUGAUAAAGUGGCUUAUAAGAACAGGACUACUAUAGUUAAUACGAUACCUGUUGGUAUUGAUGCGCCAUCACUCGAAAAGAAGAUCCAUAGCGACCUGGUUUUAGAGUGGAGACGUUUGAUUAGAGAGAGAUGGGGUGAACAGAAGCUUAUCAUUAGCAGAGACAAGUUGGACAAGUUGAGAGGCAUUAAGCAGAAACUCCUUGCUUAUGAAAAGUUUUUGAAUCAGCACCCUGAGUAUAUUGACAAAACCGUUUUGAUCCAGAUUUGUAUUGGCUCAGGAUCUGACCCCCUGUAUGAACUGGAGGUGAUGAAAAUCAUAUCAAGAAUCAAUUCCUUGCCAGAAAACAUCUCCGUCAUACAACCAGUUGUUUUACUUCAAAAGGAUAUUGAAUUCGAUCAGUAUUUGGCAUUGCAAUGCGAAGCAGAACUGUUUGUUGUUAGUUCCAUGCGUGAAGGGUUGAAUUUGACUUGCCAUGAAUUUAUCACAGCCACUGAAGAAAAGAAGUCACCUUUAAUCUUGUCAGAAUUUACGGGAUCGGCAUCAUUACUUUAUUGUGAAGGAGAAGGUGCACUUUUGAUUAAUCCUUGGGAUUUGAAAAAGUUUUCUGAAGCUUUUUACGAACUGUUGAUAAUGAGUAAGGAGGAAAAGAAGAAAAGAUGGGAAAACUGCCACCAUUUUGUUUUAACUCAAAAUUCAAAACAUUGGGUGACAAAUUGUUUGGAGAGUAUCAAUAAUGCCUGGUCAUUAAUCAAAGAGGAAAGUAGAAAAUAA